AUGGACCAGGCAGAGGUGCAACGAGCUCAGCUCGUCGGACCAUUGGCUCCUCUGAGCGAGCUUGAGGCAGAAUAUGCCGAAAAUCCGGCGUUUCUCGCAAAGGUGAAGAGCUUGGAAGAAAGGUUCUCCAGCUUUCGCAGAACUUCCCCUGACGGCAAUUGCUUCUACCGAGCCUAUCUGUUUGGUAUCUUCGAGCAGUUGGUUGGAAACAAGGAGCGCCAUGCCGCUUUCGCCAGCCACCUGAAGGGGGCAUUAGAUUUCUGCAUUGGAGCAGGUUAUGAGAAGGUUGCCAUCGAAGACUUCUAUGAGGAGUUCAUGGCAAGCAUCGAGCGACUUGGCGAUGGCUCUACUGCAGAGGUUCGAAUAGCUGCUGAUCCACAGCAUCUUCGGCAGGUUGCAGAGAUGAUUCGGUAUCAACUGGAGUUGAAGCCGCAGUACUUGUCGGCAUUUGCGGAUUACAAAAACGACUACGCAGGCAGACGUGACAUGAAUUAUCGUGACCGCUGCGUUGUUUCGCACUUGUACGAGACGCAUGCCGACAAGGAGAAGGAAGGAGACUACCCGCAAAAAGAUGCAAUCUUCCGCACGGUGGACCGGCUCCGUCUCAUCGAUCACAUCGUGCGCAGCGGUGAUCGAAGCUGUGCUGGCAUUGACGUUGGGCAGCUGUUGCACGAUGGCGACCUGAUCCAUUACUUCCCUCUGCACGAGCAAGGAAAGCUGCAGGACAUGGACAAAGAUUGGUUCAAGACCUUCGUCAUCGGACGCAACAUCUACAAGGUCAGAGACUAUUUCGGUGAGCGCAUCGCGCUGUACUUCCUUUUCAUGUCUCACUUCAUCAAAUGGAUGGUGAUACCGACUUUAGUCGGCUGCUUCUGCUGUGUGCUCGACCUGUUCAUGGGGACGCCCAACAACUGGACGGCGAUGUUCCUUUGCAUCGGCGUCGGACUCUUCUCAACGACCUUCACACACUUCUGGCGAAGAAAGUCCAAUCUCUAUGCUCUGAAGUGGGGGACGUUUUCCAUGAAAAAGAAGCCUGAACCAACCAGACCAGAGUUCUAUGGCGUCAGCCGUAUCAACCCCAUCACCAGCAGGGUUGACAGGUUCUACCCUUGGAGCGAACGGAUAUGGAAAGUCCUUUUCAGCUAUUCUGUCAUUACGGUGUCCCUCAUCGCCCUCUUUUUCGUGGUCGGCAUUCUCAUGGUGCUCCGCCACAUUUUCCACAAGAAUAAUGGACGAAUCACUUUCCAGGUCAUCAACGCACUGAUCGUGGAGUUGUUGAAUACCCUCUUCACAAGCCUUGCAAACUGGCUCACGGACAGGGAGAAUCAUCGCUCCUACUCAGAACAUGCGAACCACCUGUUGGCCAAGAUGGUGGUUUUCAAGUUCAUCAACUGCUACGUGUCGCUGUACUAUAUUGCCUUCUUGAAGGAACAUUCGUAUCUUUUUGGGAUGCCAAUGACGUGUGUCAACGACGAUUGUCUCAAUGACUUGGGCUCACAGCUUGCAAUUUUCAUGAUCAUGAGGCUGACCGUGCAAAACAUGAUCGAACUUGGCGCUCCGUAUGCAGUCAUGUACUACAGGGAGUACACAGAAGGAAACACCUUCAAGACCUCCCUCUUCACGAAUCCGAUGACAAUCAUGCCAGAUCUAUCCAGUCCAGAAAAACAGAGCAAAAAGGAGGAUUACGAUGUGUACCAGGACAUGGAUGAGGUGUUGAUCCUCUACGGCUACACCGUGCUCUUUGUCGUCGCUUGUCCGUGGAUUCCCCUGAUCACAAUGAUCAGCCUUGUUCUGGAGUUCGAUGCCCAGCUUUUCUCGGCUUAG
This is a messenger RNA of Symbiodinium necroappetens, 1824 nucleotides long. The record is from the annotation of a GenBank genome assembly. NCBI's taxonomy places the organism in Eukaryota, Dinophyceae, Suessiales, Symbiodiniaceae.